AUGGAUUAUUCUACUAGCAACACUAAUGGGAAGAUUUGGCUAAUUUGGACAAAUGACAUUUCCUAUAAGGUCUUAGAGGCAGAUGAGCAGCAAGUUACUUGUGAACUCAGCCAUUUGGAAGCUUUGGAUACCUAUAUUAACACUUUUGUCUAUGCCAAGUGUAAAAACUAUCUCAGAAGACCUUUAUGGGAAAGGAUGUUACACUUUGCUGAUACUAAGAACAACAUCCCUUGGUGCACAGUUGGAUAUUUCAAUGUAAUUACAGAUUUAGAUGAAAAGCUUGGCGAAAUCCCUUACAAUAUGAGAAAAAGCUUGGAAUUCAUUGGAGUGAUUGAAGCUUGUGGACUCAUGGAAUUGGGGUUCAAUGGACCAAAAUUUAGUUGGUCUAACCAAAGGGGCAUCAAUUUUAGAAUUUGGAAAAGGUUGGAUAGGGCCAUGGUUAAUGAUAAGUGGUUGCAACACAUGCCUCACACUAGCAUCACCCAUCUUCCCUCUGUAGGCUCAGAUCAUUGUCCUCUUCUUAUGGAGAUGAAUGCCAGACCUGAAAACUAUAUCAAAUACUUCAAAUUCCUUAAUUUUGGGGCAGAUCAACCCUCAUUUUUAACUACUGUAACAGACUGCUGGAACAUGCAAACAGAAGAGAACCCGAUGUGGAUUUUCCAUCAGAAGAUGAAAAGGGUGACCUCUACUCUUAGUACUUGGUCUAAAAUGCAGUUUGGUGAUAUAUAUGCUAUAGUCACAGACUAUGAGGAGAGAGUUAAAGUUGCAGAAGAGAAGCUUAUUCAUGACAACACAGAGGAAAACAGAACUGCACUCCAUGGGAUUAAUGCAGUGUAUAUCAGAUUCAUCAAGGUUGGAGAUUCUAUUCUCAGACAAAAAUCACAACUUCAAUGGUUCAAAGAAGGAGAUGGAGAGGAUAAGCUCACCGAUGAAGUUCCUAUGAAUUGCAUUCCAAUGAUGGUUAUUCCAGAAAAUAAUGACAGGUUAAAGACCAUACCAACUAUUCAUGGCCUGAAAAAAGUAGUCUUCUCCAUGAAUCCAAACUCUGCUGCAGGACCUGAUGGGAUGAAUGGUUAUUUCUUUCAGAAAUGCUGGAGCAUAAUUAAGAAUGAUCUUUUGGCAGUCAUUCAGGCUUUCUUUAGUGGCCAAAUGCUACCAAAAUAUUUGUCUCAUGCUUGCCUUAUUCUACUCCCUAAAGUGAAAAACCCCAAUAAACUUUCUGAGUUUAGGCCCAUAAGUUUGAGCAAUAUCACUAACAAGAUUGUUUCUAAACUAUUAUGUCUCAGACUUGGCCCUAUUCUACCUAGUUUGAUUUCACCCAAUCAAUCAGGUUUCGUCAAGGGAAGAAGCAUUUCUGAAAACAUCAUGUUGGCUCAGGAGAUUAUUCACCAGAUAAAAAAACCUACCAUUGGUAGUAAUGUGGUUAUCAAGCUAGACAUGGCCAAAGAGUAUGAUAGAGUAUCUUGGUCCUAUAUUUGCCUAAUACUUAGGAAGAUGGGGUUUGAAGAAACUUUUAUUGAUAUGACGUGGAGGAUUAUGGCUAACAAUUGGUAUUCCAUCAUAAUAAAUGGCAAGAGGUGUGGUUUUUUUUGCUCUACAAGAGGCCUUAAGCAAGGAGACCCCUUAUCCCCAGCCCUAUUUAUUUUAGGUGUUGAGGUUCUCUCCAGAUCCCUGAACAAACUUCAUCAUAACCCCCUUUAUCAUGGCUUUCAUAUUGAAAGCAUGGGCCCUCAGAUCAACCAUUUUAGUUUUGCAGAUGAUAUCAUUAUUUUCACUUCUGGAAGGAAGAGAUCUCUCAAGCUUAUAAUGAUUACUUUGGCUAACUAUGAGAGAAUUUCUAACCAACUUAUCAAUAAAGCCAAAAGUCAUUUUUUACUUCCUUCCAAUGCUUUCAACAGUACUUCUGACAGAAUUAAAAGAUGUACAGGUUUCCAUAAAAAAGAAGCCCCUAUCACUUACCUUGGCUGCCCCUUAUUUAUUGGUCGACCAAGAAUUAUCUACUUCUCAGAAAUCAUGAACAAGGUAGUGAACAUAAUCGCAGGGUGGCAGUCUAAGAUGUUGAGCUGUGGAGGCAAAGCAACAUUAAUCAAAGAUGUUCUACAAUCACUUCCAAUUCCUCUACUGUCAGCUAUUUCCCCAUCUUCAACUACCAUUAAAGAAAUCCAAGCAUUCUGGCAACUCAGUUCCAGCUGCAACCAGGCAUCCCUAAUCAACCUGCUUGGAGCGUCAAUACCAGUGGUGAAUUCCCGUGCACUUCUGCAUGGAAUGUCAUUAGGGUGCAAAGAUCAAAAACCAAAUUCAACACUUAUAAUUGGCAUAAAAGCAUUCCUUUCAAAUGUGCUUUUCUUUUAUGGAGAGUUGUUUGAGGCAAGCUUCCAACAAACGAAAGUCUGGCCAGAUUUGGGGUGGAACCUAGUGAGUGCUACUGCUACCAUACACCAGGUUUGGAUACCAUCGAACACACCUUCAAUUCUGGAAUUUUUGCCAACAAGGUGUGCUAAGAAGUAUGGAGGUAAGCAAUCCAACAUUGCUAGGGUCAAAUUUGUUGUGUUUAAGGACACUAUUAAACUGUUGCAUGUAGUAUUUCCUUAUAUUUCUUGGCCAUCUAACUGGAAGAAUCUUUGUAUCCUUAUUGAUCAAUGCUAUCACGACACCAAAGUUACUCUAGUGCAGUGGAUUAAACCUCCUGACGCAUGGGUUAAACUCAACACGGAUGGAAGUGCUUUAGGCAAUCCGGGGAAAAUAGGGGCAGGGGGUAUUCUCAGAGAUUCAAAUGGGAAAUUACUUUUUGCAUACUCAGCUCCUUUAGGGGAAGGCACCAACAACCAAGCGGAAAUGGAGGCUGCUACCUUUGGUAUAUCAUGGUGUGUUCAUCUAAACUACCACAAAGUCAUUUUGGAGGUUGAUUCUCAGCUGUUGGUGGAUUGGUUACUUGCCAAAUCAGCCCCCUCAUAG
Messenger RNA from Solanum stenotomum, 2955 nucleotides. RefSeq lists its product as uncharacterized. The record is from RefSeq and is a predicted model, not a curated record. Bases 1 to 2955 code for a protein of 984 amino acids. The transcript is spliced from 4 exons. Gene Ontology annotation, molecular function: nucleic acid binding; RNA-DNA hybrid ribonuclease activity. NCBI's taxonomy places the organism in Eukaryota, Viridiplantae, Streptophyta, Magnoliopsida, Solanales, Solanaceae.